Hordeum vulgare subsp. vulgare (domesticated barley) is the source of this 1152-nucleotide messenger RNA. RefSeq names its product tryptophan synthase alpha chain-like. NCBI's taxonomy places the organism in Eukaryota, Viridiplantae, Streptophyta, Magnoliopsida, Poales, Poaceae. The record is from RefSeq and is a predicted model, not a curated record. Gene Ontology annotation, cellular component: chloroplast; cytosol. Bases 81 to 890 code for a protein of 269 amino acids. The transcript has 8 exons. Gene Ontology annotation, molecular function: tryptophan synthase activity. Gene Ontology annotation, biological process: L-tryptophan biosynthetic process.
UCCAGUCCAAGAAAAAGUCGACGCCACCUCACCACGGGGGACGCGCGGUCGCCCGUCGCCGCCGGCCGCCGGCCGCGACCAUGGCCCACGGCAAGCGCAGCGUCGCGGAGACCUUCUCCAGCCUCCGGGAGCGCGGCAAGACGGCAUUCAUCCCAUUCAUCACCGCCGGUGACCCUGAUUUGGCGACCACGUCGAAGGCGCUUAGGAUCCUCGACUCCUGCGGCUCGGACGUGAUCGAGCUUGGCGUGCCCUACUCGGAUCCGUUAGCUGAUGGUCCAGUCAUUCAGGCUGCAGCAUCCCGCGCGCUUAAGAAAGGCACCACGCUCGGUUCUGUCUUGGGGAUGCUCACGGAGGUUAUACCGGAGCUGUCUUGUCCAAUAGUUCUCUUCACAUACUACAACCCGAUUCUAAGGAGUGGGGUGCGGAACUUCAUGGCUAAGAUUAAGCAAGCUGGUGUACAUGGUCUUGUCGUGCCUGAUCUUCCUUUGGAGGAGACAACAUUGUUGAGGAGUGAGGCAACUAUGCAUAACAUAGAGCUGGUGCUACUUACAACACCAACCACACCAACAGAGAGGAUGAAGGAAAUCACAAAAGCUUCAGAAGGAUUCGUUUAUCUUGUGAGUGCUGUCGGAGUUACAGGUGCACGCUCAAAUGUAAACCUACGCGUUGAGCAUCUUCUUCAGGAGAUCAAGCAGGUUACAGACAAACCUGUGGCUGUUGGCUUUGGCAUAUCAACUCCAGAGCAUGCGAAGCAGAUCGCAAGCUGGGGAGCGGAUGGUGUGAUUAUUGGCAGUGCAAUCGUUAGACAGUUGGGCGAAGCCGCUUCUCCUGAAGAGGGACUGAGAAGAAUAGAAGAGUACGCCAAGAGCAUCAAGGCUGCUAUUCCAUGAGAUGGGCAGUUCCAUCAUGAACAAGCCAAUUAGUAGAUCGUAAGCAUGUUGUUUAUCAUCUGGUAGUCUGCUCGGUGGACCUGGAAUCUGUAAUUCGUCCAGCAUAUUUGAUUCCAGUGCUCAAAACAAUUAUAUCUUUGUGUGUUAGAAUCACAAUAUGAAUUAACAAGGUAAUUGUUUCUCAUUUCCCUUUUGAGGAAAAAAAUUGUGAGAUGUGUGUUCUUAUGUGGAAAUAUGGAAUGUUAGAAUUUGGAAGGACUUA